Messenger RNA from Pseudomyrmex gracilis, 2819 nucleotides. RefSeq names its product ELKS/Rab6-interacting/CAST family member 1-like. Gene Ontology annotation, molecular function: structural constituent of presynaptic active zone. Gene Ontology annotation, biological process: maintenance of presynaptic active zone structure; neuromuscular synaptic transmission; regulation of synaptic plasticity. Gene Ontology annotation, cellular component: cytoskeleton of presynaptic active zone. The record is from RefSeq and is a predicted model, not a curated record. The transcript has a single exon. NCBI's taxonomy places the organism in Eukaryota, Metazoa, Arthropoda, Insecta, Hymenoptera, Formicidae. The coding region runs from base 1968 to 2819 and encodes 283 amino acids.
UGCACUAAAGUAGUUGUGCUCCGAUAGUGGACGGAGUGGACAGUGUAGUGCGCGGUCGGUAGGGAUUUGUUAGUUAGUUGGUUGAUCGGUUGAUUGAUCGGUCGGUCGGUCAGUCGGUGAAUUGGUGAGUCGGUGGAUCGGACAGUUGAUUCGCUGUUUAUCUUUUCAUUGUCGUCGUUUACCGGAAAGCAACGUCGGUCACCGUUUGCGAGGUGUAAGUGGCAAGACGACGGAAUCAAAACGAAGAAGAAAAGAAAGAAUGUACAAGAAAAUGAGAUCAAUAGAGAGAGAUCUUGGGCGGUGAUUUCAUAAAACGGGAACAGCACAUCUCAUAGAAGACGAAAGAGAGAGAGACGGAGCAAGAGAGUGUGUGUGGUGCGCCACCGACAAGUGCACGCGAAGCGUACAAGUUACGCGCGUGUACGACAUACGUACUAACGCAGGCGCAGAAUACAGUGCUGCACCGACCACGAGGGCGGAAGAAGGUGAAACGGGAUCCGCGAGGAAGGGAAGGUAGUCUGUUCGAUUUGUCGACUUGGCUUGCUUGCUAAAGGGCGGUUUUAAAUCUAGAGCGUUGCGACUGGAAGCCGAGAAAGAAAAGGACUAGAAGAAGAAACAAGGAAAAAUACACAAUGAUCCUUCACAUGUACGGAGUUUUUGUGUAUGUUGCAUAAUGUUGACUUAAAAAAAAAAAAAAAACAGGAAGAUAGUAGAACAAAAAUCAAUCGACUACUGCUCUUUUUCUCAUUCUCUCUCUCGAUUUCUACCUUUGCUCGAUGAGCUACGUCGCCGAAAGUAGGUCAAAGAUCGAUUCUCGAGCUGACGAGAGUCGUGACCUCUCCAUACACCGUCGCUGAUUACAAAGUGACCCACGCGCGUAGUAGUACUAUUCCGCUAGUAGUAGUACGCCAGUCACUGAAGCGCGGAAGUUGUACUCAAGAGAAGGAGGUGGAAGCGGUCGCAGUAGCGUGGGUGGAGAAACGAUCGAUCGGGCAGAGAAUCAUCGUCGUGAGACGAGGAUGGAGUCGAUUGACCGAUAGAGAAGGGACCGAAUCGGCAGUUUUUUCUAAGAUCAACGUGACGCAAAAAGAGAAAAAGACAGAGAGAGAGAGAGAGAGAGAGAGAGAGAGAGAGAGAGAGAGAGAGAAAAGAGAGAGGGAAAAAGGAAAAAAAGAGAGAAAAAACUGUCACGUGAUUAAAGUACAUAGACGUUUACGUCUUUGUCAAUGCUAGUCGUUCGCGAAAUCAUCAUCACACGUAGAGUAGAAACAUCCUCUCGCGUCUUGAAAGAACACACUGUGUCCGCAUCUGGGCGGCGUAAAUCGCAAAGUACAAAAAGAGAUCAGAAGCACCAUAUUGUUAUUGUCAUCGCUGUUAUCAUUGUCGACCAUAGUCGGAUGCUGAAGCACGAAGUCAAAAACGAAACAAAGAUCGAUUUCGAGAGAAGACACGCGUCGAGAUUCCGGCGUGUGAAGCAACAUCUCCCUCCCUAUCUGACUGGUAUCUAAAUAAAAUCCCUUUAAAAGAAGCAAACGACUCGCUGUGACAAGGAAACGCUUGUUGACUAAAUCACUAGACAAUCACAGAUAUUUGAGCUGAUAUGAAUGUAAAAAAAUAUAAGGAUAAUGAGAAUCAGAAGAAUCAAGAACCGUUUGGUCAUCAUGCGUGACAAACAGAGCGUAAAAUUUUAGAAGUUUUGAAAAAAAGAAAUGAGAAACUGCACUGCCGAAAAGGACUGACCAAAUUGCUGCCAAGUCGUUAAGAGACUUACAUACAUUUUACUACUCGCACAAAGCGAUCGUGAAAGAUUCUAUCAAAAGAUUGAAGAAGAAGAACGUAGCAAACACUGAAACAGAACACCGAUAAGAUUAAGAUCCUGAGACUAAAGACAAAAAAACAGCAAGAAGAAGAGAUCGGAGAAAUAAGAUAACAAGGAGGUUCAAAUUCGCGUACAGGUUCUCUAUAGAAUGUCACGGGACCCUUAUUCAAGCAGUAGUGGUGUGGUCGGUCCUGGUGGUGGUACACGUUCGCCACGCAGCGGUCGUCGCAUGGGCGAACUGCCGACUGUUGACCGUAGCCCGUCACGCAGUUAUGCAAGUGGUCGUGGCAGUCCUCUCGGUGGUCGCAAGCAAAGGGGAACACGCAGCGGCAAUAACUCGCCAGAACAUCUCGGUUACGGUAGCGGUGGCAGCUACCAUCACCAUCAGCUGGGUAGUCCGUACUACUCUCGCGACGAAGACCUCGGCAGUCCCGUGAUGCUUGAGGAGAGGGGUAGAAGCAUGUCGACUGGGGGCGGUGGGGGUGGACAUCACCGAUCCAGAAGCGCCUCGCGACCCGCCAUGUCCAGCUCGGCGGGCAUGGUAGCGCGUUACACCAGUCUUGACCGUGCUUCUGCCGGCGUUUUGGAUCAUGAUCGGGAAUUUGUGCCAAUACGCGAACCGAGCCGCGAACGUAGCCGCGAUCGUGGUCUCUAUUUGGAAGACGAGCUGUACGGUUCGAGAUCAGCGCGGCAGAGCCCAAAUCCGCACAUGCUGCGCGACAGCGGUGGCUACAUCGGCGAGCUACAGCAUCAGAACAAUGAUCUGCAACGUGAACUCGGCAACUUGAAGAAGGAGCUCGAACUGACGAAUCAGAAGUUGGGCAGCUCGAUGCAUAGUAUUAAGACCUUUUGGAGUCCAGAGCUAAAGAAAGAACGGGCGCUGCGCAAAGAGGAAAGCACCAAAUAUAGUCUCAUCAAUGAGCAACUGAAACUGCUUAACUCAGAGAACCAGGUCAGUAGAGACUGGCUAUUCUAUCUUCACAUAAUACUUACGUUGUAG